Messenger RNA from Pieris macdunnoughi, 597 nucleotides. The record is from the annotation of a GenBank genome assembly. NCBI's taxonomy places the organism in Eukaryota, Metazoa, Arthropoda, Insecta, Lepidoptera, Pieridae.
AUGAGCUUAGAUUUGGAACCAAGUAUCGAAACACAACAACUAAUGCAGAAUGAGGGGGAAGAUGAGGAGCAGAAGGUUUCUCCAACAGCAACCUCUCCGGUAACUAGUAAUAAAAUGUCGAGCGGUGCAGCAAGUCUUACAUCUAAAAAUGCUCAGGGCUUCUCAAACACAGGCAACAGUCUUAAUGAUUCCACUAAAAUGUCGUAUGUCAAUGAAAGAAGACAACAUCGUGACUUCAUGCGUUCCUACAAUAAUAGGCCUAAGCAUAUACCUAAAGAAACACCAGAUGUCAAGCACAUGGAGAAGGCUCUUUUAGAUUUACUUGAAGAUUUCCAUACAGGAAAAUUAAGUGCAUUUAGUACAGGCUGUAGUAUGGAACAAAUGGUUAAUGUAAGGGAUCAGCAAGAGCAUUUGGCUCGGCUGCAUUUUAAAUUAUAUGGUGAUCCAGAGAAACCAUCUGAAGAAAAUUUUGAAAACUCUUCACCAAAAGAUAAGAUGACUCAACUUGUACAGAGUUUAGAGCAAUUGUCUGCAUCAAUUGAACAUUUGCAGUCAGAUGAAGCUGUUAGUUCUAGUAAUGAUAAAAAAGAGUCAUAA